AUGAUGUGGGCUUGGCGAAGUGUACGAGCAUUGCAUACGUCUCUUCGACGAACUAAAGGCACAAAAGCACUACUUCCCACAGGUUGGGAAGCCGUGAUUGGCAUUGAAUGUCAUGCGCAGCUACUUGCACCCACGAAGCUCUUCAGUCACUUGCCCGCAGGAUACCAAAUCACCCAGAAGCGAAAGCCAUUUGCACAUUCAGGUACGGUGUCAAUCCGGUUCGAGGACGGCUAUUUGUCAACGCCGAACGAUGCAGUCGAUGUCCCGAUCCUUCAGCUCCAGCUCGAGCAAGACACUGGCAAAUCGAUGUACGCAGCUACAGAUGCAGAUUCCCACGUUAGUCUAAUUGACUACAAUCGCGCUGGCGUUGCGCUUGUUGAAAUCGUUAGCGCUCCAGUGCUUCGCACGCCUGAACAAGCUGGGGCUUAUGUCCGCAAACUUCGGCAACUCUUGCGUCAUGUUGGUGCAUCCGAUGGGAAUAUGAAUGAAGGGUCACUGCGAUGUGAUGUGAAUGUGUCGAUCCACCGCAUCAACGAGCCGUUUGGCACGCGCUGUGAAAUUAAGAAUCUGAACAGUGUCAAGUUUAUGAUGCACGCCAUUGACUAUGAGAUUCGCCGCCAGUUCCGUGAGCUGUCCCAAGGCCGCAUUAUCGAACCAUCGACGCUUGGGUUCAACGAGGCUACCGGAGAAACCUAUGUGCAACGACAAAAGGAGGAAAUGCUCGAUUAUCGAUUUAUGCCUGAACCCAAUGUGGCUCCGCUGGAAAUCUCACCCGAACGCAUUGAAGCACUCAAUUCAAGCUUGCCUGAAAUGCCAGACGCUCGACACGCACGCUUGCGAGAGCAGUACGGGCUCUCUAUUCGCGAUGUGAAUGUGCUCACGCGCCUGAAUGCCGAAGACGAUGCGUCAGAGAUCGCCGUACUUGGACCCGAGCAUGCGGGGCGAACGUCGCAUCCGAACGCAGUCGACUACUUUGAAGCAUUAGUACAUUUUGGAUGCGAGCCCCAAGUGGCGGCGAACUGGACCAUUCAUCUUCUGCCAAAGUAUCUUGGACAAGCCCAGUUGACUUUUUCCUUGAAUCCUGUCGGCCCUGCCGCGCUCGCUGAGCUGCUUCACAUACUCGAAGAACAAGUCAUUACGCAAUCCACAGCACAGUCGUUGCUGCGAGAGUUUGUGCUGAAUCAAAGUAUCCCGCAGCGUGACGGUUACUUGUGUAUUCGGGAAGUGAUCAAAGAACGUGGCCUGCUUCGCAUGCAGGAUACAGAGCUUUUGCCGCUGUGCAAGGAAAUCGUACAGGCGUGUCCAGAAGAGGUCGAGGCAAUUCGCCGGGGAAAGAAUAAAGUAAUCAUGCGCUUAGUUGGUGAAACACUUCGCCGCGCGAAAGGGAGGGCCGAUCCUGAACAUGUACAACGUCUGCUCACAGAAUUGACAUCCGUAGAAACCGCAUCGACCCAGUAA
Molecule: messenger RNA, 1458 nt
Organism: Malassezia globosa CBS 7966
Lineage: Eukaryota; Fungi; Basidiomycota; Malasseziomycetes; Malasseziales; Malasseziaceae
Exons: 4
Coding region: 1-1458 (485 amino acids)
Biological process (GO): glutaminyl-tRNAGln biosynthesis via transamidation; mitochondrial translation
Cellular component (GO): mitochondrion; glutamyl-tRNA(Gln) amidotransferase complex
Molecular function (GO): glutaminyl-tRNA synthase (glutamine-hydrolyzing) activity
Source: RefSeq, a predicted model, not a curated record